This is a messenger RNA of Delphinapterus leucas (beluga whale), 2297 nucleotides long. RefSeq names its product SPOC domain containing 1 (gene SPOCD1). Gene Ontology annotation, cellular component: nucleus. NCBI's taxonomy places the organism in Eukaryota, Metazoa, Chordata, Mammalia, Artiodactyla, Monodontidae. Gene Ontology annotation, biological process: DNA-templated transcription. The record is from RefSeq and is a predicted model, not a curated record.
AGGCAAUGAAAAUGGCCCAUGGGGUGAAGCAUGUGUAUUACGUUGGUUCUGGGGCAGUGAUCCACCUCCUGGGGGCCAUCGGCUACGGCCAGGCAGGGGGGCUCCUGCCUCCAAAGCUGGAGGUUCUGGAGGACAUGAUGGAGGUCAACUCAGCCUCACCUGUCCAGAGGCCCAGAUUGAAGGAAAGGCCCAUGGCCCGGGGCCCCGCGGGGUGCCAGAUCCUCUAGCCACCUCCCUCAGGGGGGACAGCAUGGGGCUCUGGUGGCCUCUCUGACCCCUUCCACCAUCCGAGGACAGGGUCCCCCUGGGGCUGGGAGGCUGCACCUGGGGACAAGGCCUCGGGUCCUCACCCCUCCCCUCAGUGUGGCCCAGUGGAGGCUGAAGAGGAGGAGCCUGGUGAGCAGGCGCAGGGAGAGGACUCAGCUCAGCUUCAGCCCCAACAGGAGAAGCUACCCCUGGAUAUUGGGGUACGGGGCACUGUGGUCCGUGCCAUGCGGGAGGCGCUGUGGAGUCGCCUUCAGGAGCGCCCAGACCUGGCGCUGAGUGAGGAGGCCGUGGAGGGCAUUGCUGCCGGCAUCGAGGCAGCCCUCUUCGACCUGACACAAGCCACCGACGGCCGCUACAAGAACAAGUACCGCAGCCUGCUGUUCAACCUGCGGGACCCCAGGAACCCGGACCUGUUUCUCAAAGUGGUUCACGGAGACGUCAGCCCCCACGGCCUGGUGCGGAUGAGCUCGGUCCAGCUGGCCCCCCAAGAGCUGGCCCGCUGGCGGGACCAGGAGGAAAAGAGGAGCCUGGAGAUCAUCGAGCAGCUACAGAAGGAGCCGUGCAGCCUCCCGGCCUCCAAACUGACCCACAAGGGGGAAGUCGAGAUCCUGCGGGACAUGGACCAGACGCUGACCCUGGAGGAUCUGGUGGAACCCAUGGUGUCCAUAGACUGCGGCCCACUGGCCCUGCCUGCCACGUCGAGGGGCACCACGGAGCAGCACGAGGACACCACAGAGCAGCACAAGCACCACUUCCUAGACCCCAGCUGCCGCAUCUGCAUGGACUGGAAGCCCUUGUAUGAGCGGCCAGCCUCCUUCAUAGCCACCAGGAGGAUGGGGGAUGAUGCUUUCCAGAGAGCCCCAAGCCUGGUCCCUAUGUCCUCUCCAGAGAUGCCCCAAACCAAGGAGAAGCCUCCCACGGAGCCCAAGGACUCUGUUCCUCCCUCUAGGCUCCAGAUGCCUGCUGGGUCCACAAAAGCCCUGCCCAGCCAGCCACCCUGGGAGGGGUCUCUGGACGUGUUCUCCAUUAAGCAGUUCCGGGUCAAGGCCCAGCUGGUCUCGGGGCACAGCUUUUGGCUCAUCCGGGCCCUGCCCCAGGUGAUCCGCUCUGCAGGCUGCAUCCCCCCCAGUGCUGUCUGGGACUUUCUGGCCAGCAUCUGCCCAGCCGAGGCCAAGGACGUCUGCGUGGUCAGACUGUGCCCACAGGGCUCUCGGGACACCGAAAAUUGCCACCUGCUUUAUUCCUACCUCAACGACAAGCAGUGCCAUGGCCUGGCAGCUGUGGAACAGGUGGGGGUGGUCCUGCUGCCCCUGCCUGCCUUCCAGCCCCUGCCCUCCAGGCUGCGCCCUCUUGGAGGCCCAGGCCUGGAAGCCACUCACGCAAGCCUGUUGCUGGCUGUGCUGCUCCCCAAGGCAGGGCUUCUGGCCACAGCAGAGUUCAGCCCCUUGUGGGGGAAGGUUCGCAAAAUGCUCUCCUUCAACAGAAGAGCGGAGAUGAGAUGCUACCAGCCAGAGGCCACAGGGCCAGACGUGGCCCUGAAGGGAUCCCCUCCCCCGGUGGGUGCCCUGCAGCAGGGCCAGGGCAAAGGCAGCCUGGCCCCAAGGGGAAUCUGUGCUUGGCAGAGGCCUCCCAGAGGCAGGGGGAGACUGUGGGGAGAGCCUGAGACCUGGCAGGGUCCUGGGCGAGGGCAACGGCGUCCAAACCCAGGCUGGCACCAGUCCUGGCAUCCCUAUUCAGCUUCACCAGCUGGCCAUGACCAGCACCUCCACAGGGCUUCCUGUCCCCGCCAAGCCCUGCUUCAGCAUCUCAAAUCCCUGGUGGCCAUGAGCCACCAGUUCCAAGCCUCACUGAGGUCCCUAGGCCAGGAGCAACUUCCCCGACCUCCUGCCCAGCCUCCUGCAGCCGCUGGGAUUCUUGGCCUCCUCUGCCAGUCCCCUGCAGCUCCAGAGCCCCCUGGCCCAUCCCUUGACUCCUCUUUGGGAUCUACAGAUGGAGCCAGCUCUGAGUGUCCCCUUCCUGCAGAGACCUGA